Molecule: messenger RNA, 1389 nt
Organism: Moneuplotes crassus
Lineage: Eukaryota; Ciliophora; Spirotrichea; Euplotida; Euplotidae
Source: the annotation of a GenBank genome assembly
AUGGAGCAAGCGAAUAAGACUCAAAGAAAUUCACAAUUAUGGAGAAACCUAGACACAGGGAAGUAUUAUUACAUCAGUGAUAAAGGAGUUCAAAGACUUGUCAAAGGAAAUGGAGCUUCAAUACCUAAAUUUUGCUGCACUGUGAGUGGUGUAUCAAAAUAGUUUGAGAACUCUCAAAAAGCCAGGAAGUAUACCAAAAUUUCCAGGCUGAAAAGAGAUGAUUUUAAACUGUAAGAAGAAGAGUGAAGUUAUGAAGCUCAUACAUUCAGAGAAGAUAAUUACUAUUCUAUCUGAAAGAAACAAGAAAGAAUUUCAAUCAAAUUCCAAGAUUCAUGAGACGAAUCAUAGAAGAUUCUCCUUAAGCCAAGCCUUAGAUGGUGACACUUUCAGAUCAGUCAGACAAGAAAAUAAGUCUCGUGAGGGAUCUCGAAAAUAGAAGAUGUGAGUUCAUAACUUGUUUGAAAAAAUCUAAAACUCUUUCCCAAGCUAAUCUCAAAAAGUCCUUAAAGAGCCCUGCUCCUCACUUCAAAGCAGCGAGAAUGAUGGAUAAUAGACCUAAAACGCUUGAGGAAUACGGGAAGAGAAAUAUUAAGGAGUUUAAACACCAGAACAAACUUCAUAAUAAGAGAAAGGUGGUAAAAUAACAAGGUAAUCCAAGAUUUCUUUUAAAAAAUACAAAAAUCCACAUAUGAGACGUCUUGCAAAUCCAUUUCAUUUGACCCCCACUGAGGAGUAUAUGCUGAAGAACGAGAUUGAGAUGGCCAAGUUUAUUCCAAAUACAUCCAUAGCACAGAAGCAAGGCAAGAAGCUCAAUAGCUACAUGAGCAUGGAUUUAGUUGAGAUCUCAAAGGAAAAAAUAUAGCGACACCUAUUAAGCCCCAUCAGAAGGAAGAUAUCUACCUGAAUAAACUCGUCUCUCAAAACCUAAAAGACACCGAAUCCUUCUGAAGUGACGACCCCAGAUAUGGCUUUGACGAGGAUCAUAAAGUAGCAAGUUCAGAUUUCGUUGCUAAAAAUUACAAAGACUUGAAACGUAAAGAGGAGAUUUUAAAAGAACUUGACCGGAAACGGAACCAAAAGAAGAGAGUCCCACUGGAGCCUGAUAGGUUCGGAGAUGUCAAGGCUGAGACAGGUGGGGGUCUGUGGAUGAAGGAUAAAGAAGAGAGGCAGAAGGUUAAUCCAGAGUAUGAGCAGAAGGAGAGGUUUUAUCGAGAGAAGGAAAGAAGGUUUUUAGAGCAAAGACGGCAAGGAAAUGUGCUGAAAAAUUUGUCCUUAAAUCAGGAUCUUAAGAUUAUGAACAAAAAGUUAGAUAAAAUGCUUAGAGACAAAAUAUUCUAACUAAUAACCCGCUAAAAAAUGACAAAUUUCUGAAAUAACACCAUCUCGAAG